Nilaparvata lugens (brown planthopper) is the source of this 3443-nucleotide messenger RNA. RefSeq names its product alpha-tocopherol transfer protein-like. The record is from RefSeq and is a predicted model, not a curated record. Bases 328 to 1254 code for a protein of 308 amino acids. Gene Ontology annotation, molecular function: phosphatidylinositol bisphosphate binding. NCBI's taxonomy places the organism in Eukaryota, Metazoa, Arthropoda, Insecta, Hemiptera, Delphacidae. The transcript has 7 exons. Gene Ontology annotation, cellular component: membrane.
UCGAGAUAUCUCUUCAGUUCUUGUUUGGCAUAACUUGAAACAAGUUCUUCCAAACUCUACUCUAAACUCCAAACUCUAAACUAACCUAACUCUAAACUAAACUCUAAACUCUCCAGUCUUGUAUUAAAAAAUGUGUAUCAAUAAUUUAUCGUCUAUUUAGUAGUGAUCUAGUGCUGUGAAAAACAUAUGUUUUGACGUCAUAUGUUUUGUGAGGACAUAUGUUGAAAUCGUGUUGUUAUUAAGAUAACUGGAAGAUCUGAGUCUCCAAGAAUCGACAAAUUUGGCAGGAGAUUUAUUUAUCAUAAAUUGAUUUAUCAUAAAUUAAUUAUGAUAAAUAAUCCACCAUGGAAUUGGAGCGUCGACGAGGCUGUAGAAAAAUACGAAAAUUUGAAAAAAUCCGACAUAGAAAGUUUAAAAAAUUGGAUGAAGGGGGAGACACAUCUUCCCAGUAUUCCAGAUGAACAGGUGGUUUUAUUUCAUCAUGCGUGUAAAUACGAGCUUGAUAGAACAAAGGAGACUAUUGAGAAAUGCUAUAUAAUGAGAACAAAUUACAAAGAACUGUUUUCAAAUAGAGAUCCAUCUCAUCCGUUCAUUCAGGAGAUAAUGAAAGUUGUGAUCUGCACACCGUUAAGAGGCUUCGACUCUAAUGGAAAUCAGGUGAUAUGGAUGCGACUUAACAAUUUAAAUCCCGACCAAUAUUAUUUCGGCACCAGUUUGAAAGCCAUAUUUAUGACCAUGGACGCCAUACAACUGGAGCAAGGACCUGUGCCGGGAUAUGUGAUUGUAUUAGAUGGCAAAGGAUAUACGUUGUCACAUAUGCUCAGGGCUACCAUAACUCUAUGCAAAAGGUUCAUCCAGUAUUCACAGGAAGGUUCGACGUUCUUCCCAAAAGCGAUACAUGUUCUAAAUUUGUCAUCAGUUUUGGAAAAAGUUGUCACAAUUUUGAAACCCUUCAUGAAAAGUGACCUCUUCUCUGUGAUAAAAUUCUACAAGCCAGGUAAACAUGGUGAAUUAUUCGAUCAUCUACCGGCCUCCAUAAUCCCAGACGAAUACGGUGGUACCGGGGGUGUACUAACUGAGAUACAGGAGGAACACGUUCAACACCUGAUGAAAUACAAAGACUGGUUUGCAGCCGAGGAACAGUUGAGAAUAGACGAGACAAAGAGAGGAGAUCUGCGAAGCUGUGCUGAAAGCGUACUGUGCAACGAAGAGGAAGAUAUAGGGACAUCUUUGAAAAGAUUGGAAAUUGACUGAACAAACAUCUAGGGCCGUUUGCACAGUGUAAGUUUAAGCUAAAGCUUAAACCAAAUCAGGAUUUUUUUUGGUUUGAACUAAAAUUCCGUUUGCACAGUAUCGGUUUAAACUCUGUAUUGAGUUUAAACUCUGGCAAAGUUUCAACCUUCAAAGCAGGAGGUUUAAACCAAAUAAUUUGGAUUAACUUGACAUCUGUAAAGAUUUGUUGGAGAAACAGCUGAUAGUAAAUUAUUUUUCUACGGUUGUUUCUAAUGCUUCUGUAGACGAUAAUAAAUUAUAAAUUUAGGCUAUAGUACAUCAUUAUUUGAAUGUAAAAAUAAUUAAAAUGGAGGAAUUGAUAGAAGCUUUUAAUGCGAUUGAUAAAGAUGACUGCGAAGGAAUUUUAAAACUGAGAAAAAUUUGGCAAAAACGAAUGAUUUAAAUUUCUGGGAUGAUAUAGAAUUUUCUUAACGGUUUGGCUUGAGUAAAGCAACUUCCAAUCCAGUAUUUGAUUAACUAAACUAAACCACUUGAUAAAUAAGACUAUUUUUAACAGUGGUCUUUGAUUAGAAACCUAUUUUUAAUAACACAUAACUGAGAUAUUUUGCUUUCGAGAGAUUUCUAAUAAACGAGGAAGACCGUAGUAGAUUAAUCGCUUUUUUAAAAACAUUCUAAAAUAUAUUUUUUGGUGCCUGCUAAAUAUAAGUUUGUAUCUAAUAGUAAUAUAACAUUUCAUCACUUUUUGAAGAAUUUCUUGAUCCUUUUUUAACUUUUAUUACCAUACAUCUUACAGCUCUGUAGAUUUUGAACAAGGAAAUAGUAGCUACAUAACCUCAAUUUACUGAUUGUUUAUAAACAAAUAACAAAUUUCCAGAAAAAACCAGCCUUCUUGAUAUUAUAAACGAUGAUAUUCUAUUACCAACUUAACUCUAAACUAGUUUAACUUAAACUGGAUUAGUAAAUGCACUGAGAAAACUGAUUCAAGUUUAAAAUUUCAGAUUAACUUAAACUCAAUUAACUUAAUCGAGUUUAGCAAUCUAUACUGUGCAAACGGCCCUUACUGUGCAAUAUAAUGGAGAAGAAAAGAUAGCAUAAGAAAAUAGAUGCCAUGGUAUGUAGAAUUCGUUCAAAGUUUGGAAGUUUUCUAUCAAAUUAUGGUGUUGUGUAUCAAGUUGAGAUGAUACUGUAUCAUAUUGUGUUGAUACUGUAUCAUUUACAGUGAUAUGCCAUGUGUAAAGGACCGUUAUGUUGCAAAUGUGAGUGUUAACUGAAGCCGAUAGUCCUAGUAGUUGUUUUUGGUGAAGCUAUGUGACGCUGGUAGUCUCUCAUACUGUGCCCUUCUUACACUCUUACACUCCCAACAACACACUAAUAAUAGACAGUGUAUAGGGUGUCUAUGUUGCAAAUGUGAGUGUUAACUGAAGCCGAUAGUCCUAGUAGUUGUUUUUGGUGAAGCUAUGUGACGCGGGUAGUCUCUCAUACUGUGCCCUUCUCACACUCUUACACUCCCAACAACACACUAAUAACAGACAGUAGUCAACAGUAAUCGCAGAAGAAAUUUGCAAUAUAAACGACCUGUAUUAUGGAAUAUCUUCUUAUGCUAUCUUUUCUCUAUGGCAAUAUAUAAUAUUAGUAUAAUAUAUAAUAAAAUAAAACAGGGUGAUUUCUUAGCCCUGUAAAUAUGAAUUUUGUAGCCAUAUUUAAAUAGUAGACUUUUGAAUAUAUAUAAUGUUGCUCAUUAAAAAGUUGAUUCCUGUAUUAUAUUAUUAUUAUUGCUUGGGAGAUUAUAGUUAAAUUUAUAUUGUUUCAGCUUCAUGACACUUUUAUACUAUAUAUAAACCCAAAUAUUUGUAUUGUAUUAUCUAUAGUAUUUAGAUUAUAUAGGUUUUAUUAGUAUUAUCCAUGAUAUAAUAAAGGAAAGAACUGGUUAAUACACGUAGGGUAUGGGAAAUUCACGAAUGACGCAUCAUCACGUCUCAACUACUCAACUGAUUUACUUGAAAUUUUGCAGAUAGAUUCUUAAUUAACCGAGGAUGGUUAUUGGCUAAUUUUCAAUUCUUCAGGAUAUCAGUAGGUCAAGUUUUCAUUUUGUCAAGUUUUGAAAUAGACCCUCAAGGAGCACGGAUUAUCUGAUAGUGAAACGGGUUACUUGUACAAUGAAGAAAAAUGUCACAAUAAAUUGAAGGGCACAGAGGAAAAACGAUCAGUCA